Eurypyga helias (sunbittern) is the source of this 725-nucleotide messenger RNA. Its product is annotated as transcription factor GATA-4. Gene Ontology annotation, cellular component: nucleus. Gene Ontology annotation, biological process: cell fate commitment; negative regulation of transcription by RNA polymerase II; positive regulation of transcription by RNA polymerase II. The transcript is spliced from 3 exons. The record is from RefSeq and is a predicted model, not a curated record. The annotation marks the transcript as partial. Gene Ontology annotation, molecular function: zinc ion binding; DNA-binding transcription factor activity, RNA polymerase II-specific; RNA polymerase II cis-regulatory region sequence-specific DNA binding. Lineage: Eukaryota; Metazoa; Chordata; Aves; Eurypygiformes; Eurypygidae.
CCCACCACGAGGGUCACCUCCAUGCUCCCCAGCCUGCCCUACCUCCAGAGCAGCGGCUCUUCCCAGCAAGGCAGCCCCGUCUCCAGCCACUCCAUCUGGACUCAACCGGGAGCUGAAAGCGCCGCUUACAACCCUGGAUCUUCUCACCCUCCCGUGUCACCUCGGUUCUCCUUCUCCACCAGCACCCCCAUCCCUGCCACUUCUUCCCGGGAAGCGGCGGCGGCUUACAGCAGCUCCUUGAACCUUUCCACUAACGGGAGGGAGCAGUACGGCAGGGGUUUCGGCAGCUCCUAUUCCAGCCCCUAUCCGGCUUAUAUGAGCCCCGAAAUGGCCACGACGUGGACUUCCUCACCCUUCGACAGCCCCAUGCUGCACAACCUGCAGAGCCGAGGGACGCCCGCGGCCGCCCGGCACGCCAACAUAGCAGAAUUUUUUGAUGAUUAUUCAGAGGGGCGAGAAUGUGUCAACUGUGGGGCCAUGUCCACCCCGCUCUGGAGGAGAGAUGGCACGGGGCACUACCUCUGCAACGCCUGCGGGCUCUACCACAAGAUGAACGGCAUCAACCGGCCCUUGUUCAAACCUCAGAGGAGGCUGUCGGCUUCCCGCCGCGUCGGCCUCUCUUGUGCCAACUGCCACACCACGACAACCACACUCUGGCGCAGAAACGCCGAGGGGGAGCCCGUCUGUAAUGCCUGCGGCCUCUACAUGAAGCUCCAUGGGGUAAG